CUCCUCCAUUAAUUUCCUCGUUCCGGCCACACUCGAUCACCAGCUGUGUUCUUCUCGCACGAUGAAGUUGGCUGCUGUUGGGCUGAUCACCACCGCGCUGUCCCUGUCCCUUCCGCUCGCUGGCGCUUACCGUCCGCUCGCCGGUGACGCGGGCAACCGCGCCAACCUCACCCAGAUCCUAACCCCGGAUCGGCCAUUCCAGACCUUCCUCAGGUACCUCAACCAGACCAACCUCCUGGAGGUGUUCCAAAACCAGGCCUACCGAACCCACCAGGGCAUCACCAUCUUCGUCCCCGCCGACAGGGCCUUCGCCGCCGUCCAGCCGUCGGUGCUGGCUGGUCUGAAGAAACACCAGCUCAAGAACCUGAUGAUGUACCACGCGCUGGCCCGGUUCUACGCGCUCAAGGAGUUCGACGGACUGAGACGGGCCAACCCGGUGACCACGUUCGCCGGCGGGCUGUACACGGUGAAUGUGACCUACGACGCGGGGGGGAUCCGCUUGCUGUCGAGGUGGGCCGAGGCCAAGAUCGUCGGCACCGUGUACGGGACCGCGCCCAUGGCGGUGUACGAAGUCGACAGGGUGUUGCUCCCGGAGGCGAUCUUCCGCGUCCAGCCACCCGUCGACGCGACCCCGACAGAGCCUGCCCCCGCGGCGAGCGCGCCUGACGCCAAGGGUGUCGACGCGAAGACGACGCCGGGAAAUAAGGCGGGAGGGAAGAACUCUGCGUGCAGAACGGGGAAUCGGUCCGCGAGGUACGCGGCCGCCAUGGCGUUGUGUGCCGCGACGCUGGUGGCACUUUGAUUCUGUACUGGAGAUUGACACACAAACUGCGGAGUUGUAGAUUGUAUUUUCA
Lolium perenne is the source of this 854-nucleotide messenger RNA. RefSeq names its product fasciclin-like arabinogalactan protein 7. Gene Ontology annotation, cellular component: plasma membrane. Gene Ontology annotation, biological process: plant-type secondary cell wall biogenesis. The record is from RefSeq and is a predicted model, not a curated record. Lineage: Eukaryota; Viridiplantae; Streptophyta; Magnoliopsida; Poales; Poaceae.